AUGGAGUUUAAGAAAAUACACGCAUGCCCAAAUGACUGCAUAUUGUACAGGAGAGAGCAUAAAGAGGAGCAAAAGUGUCCUGUAUGUGAAACACCAAGGUAUAAAGAAAACAAAGCUCCUGCGAAGGUGUUAUGGUAUCUUCCAAUCAUUCCAAGGUUUGAACGAUUGUUUGCUAAUGAAAAGGAUGCAAAGAAUCUAAGAUGGCAUGCGGAUGAUAGGAUUUCAGAUGGAAAGCUUCGACAUCUAGCUGAUUCGGAACAAUGGAAGAAAAUUGACACUUUGUUUCCUGAGUUCAGCAGUGAUCCAAGGAACCUCAAGCUUGGACUUAGUACAGAUGGCAUGAAUCCUUACAGCAGCCUUAGCAGCAUACAUAGUUCAUGGCCUAUUUUGUUGGUGAUUUAUAACUUAUCUCCCAUGUUAUGCAUGCAACGCAAGUAUAUCAUAUUGUCUAUGUUCAUUUCGGGACCGAAACAACCGAGAAAUGACAUUGAUGUUUGCCUACGACCCUUGGUCGAAGACUUAAAAAAUCUGUGGGAAGUAGGUGUGGGUGUGUUUGACGUGAAUCGAAAGGAGGUAUUCAAGUUGCAUGCAAUGAUCUUUUGCACCAUAAAUGACUUCCCUGCAUAUGGAAAUUUGUCAGGCUACAAUAUUAAGGGGCAUAAAGCAUGUUUGAUUUGUGAAGCGGGCACAUGCUAUCAUCAACUUCAUCAUGGAAAGAAGACAGUCUAUCUUGGCCAUAGGAGGUUUCUUGAAAAGGACCACCAUUAUCGUAAAAUGGGGAAAGCUUUCUAUAGUGGUCAAGAGCAUAGAACUGCCCCAAAGCCAUUGACAGGGGAGCAAGUUUAUGAAUUGGUGAAAGACAUUAAUGUUACAUUUGGCAAGACUAUGAAGAAUAGUAAAAAAAGUAUAUGGAAAAAAAGAUCUAUCUUCUUUGACCUUCCAUAUUGGAGCUAUCUUGAUAUGAGACAUUGUAUUGAUGUCAUGCAUGUGGAGAAGAAUGUGUGUGAUAGUAUUGUUGGAAUGUUUCUUGAUAUACCAGGCAAGUUCAAGGACGGUGUGAAGGCAAGAUUAGAUUUGGUGGACAUGAAAAUUAAAGAAGACUUACAUCUAAGGCCGGUUGGUAAGAGGACUCACUGUCCUCCGGCUGAACAUACUUUGUGCAAGGAUGAGAAAAGAAGCCUUUUGGCUAUUCGAGGCUUCUGGAAAGAUGAAUUGAGAGAUGUCAUAACUAUGAUUUGCUUUUUCUUUAAUGCUAUAUAUCGUAAAGUCCAUGAGCUUGAAGAAUUGGAUGAAUUAGAAAAUGAAGCAUAUCUUAUCUUAUGCCAACUUGAAAAGCUCUUUCUUCCAUCAUUUUUUGACAUUAUGAUACAUCUAAUUGUUCACCUAGUGAGGGACAUAAAGUUGUGUGGCCCUGUGCAUUUACGAUGGAUACAAUAUGAUGUCAAAGAUCGUAGACAUGGCAUUUUUGUGAAGACCGUUGAUCCUCAUGAAUUGCAACAAGCACACUUACAUAUCUUGAAUAAUGUUGAUCAAGUUCAAGACUAUAUAGAUGUGCAUAAAGAACUUGUGAGGAAGCAAAACAGUCGAAUUAGGAUAACUAAGCAAAGAUUAAUUAGAGAGCAUAACAAUACUUUUGCAAAGUGGUUUAAGCAGAAGGUUGAAAAGGAAGAUUGUGUUUCUGAUAUUGUUAAGGGGCUGGUACAAGGUCCUGAGUGUGAUGUUAUAUGCUGGACUGCAUUUGAUAUUAAUGGGUAUUUGUUCUACACGAAGUCUCUAGAUAAUAGGAGUAAUGUACAGAACAGUGGUGUUACACUAGUAGCCUCAGGCAUGCACUUCUCCAGCUUGAAAGACCAAAAUCCUUUAUUUGCAUCCAUGCCUUAUUACAGGGUUAUUGAAGAGAUUUGA
Messenger RNA from Prosopis cineraria, 1905 nucleotides. RefSeq lists its product as uncharacterized. Bases 1 to 1905 code for a protein of 634 amino acids. Lineage: Eukaryota; Viridiplantae; Streptophyta; Magnoliopsida; Fabales; Fabaceae. The record is from RefSeq and is a predicted model, not a curated record. The transcript is spliced from 3 exons.